Messenger RNA from Caenorhabditis elegans, 657 nucleotides. It is a transcript of the gene K06B4.15, whose product is annotated as DUF1084 domain-containing protein. Bases 61 to 591 code for a protein of 176 amino acids. NCBI's taxonomy places the organism in Eukaryota, Metazoa, Nematoda, Chromadorea, Rhabditida, Rhabditidae. The transcript is spliced from 6 exons. The record is from RefSeq and is marked reviewed.
UAAAUAAAAACUGCCGUGUAAUCAAUUUUCGUCAUUCCUUCGUUCGGUCACGGCCGCAAAAUGUCGCGAAUUGUGGAUGGCAUCGAAAAUUUUCUAUUCAAACUUGGCAUUACUUUUGAGAAUCAAUAUUCAAUGACCAGUGUCGGCUACAUGUGCCUGUAUCUCUGGCAGACGAUGCUUUAUCUGUUUGAUUCAUUCUGCGCAGUUACCGGAGAUCGCAAAGUCGAGCGUUUUGACAAUAUCGGCUUCUUCGUUUCGUUCAUACUUUUUGCGAUCAUCUAUGGUUUAUUGUUCGUGUUGAUCGAGCCGGAGAACAAGCGAUGGUUCAGUUUCUGCGGAAUUUUAGGGGCAAUCCGUCUAGUCACCUCCACCAUCUUCUAUUUCUACAUUUAUCUUCGUUUGAAAGUUGAGGACAAUCGACAGUUUUUGUAUUGGACAAACCGCAUGGCUCCGAUUUCAAUGCUAUUCAUGUCCGGGUUGUUGAUGAUUUCGGUGCUGAUUAUGUGCAAGAUGAGCUUUUUCCGGUCGUCUAAGAAGGUGCUGGAAGAUUUGUACGAAGUUGAGGAGACUGGUGGAAAGAAGGCUGUUUAAAAGCAAAAUUGGAUUGUCUAAAUUUUUGAUAUUUAUUUUCUUCAAAAAUAAAUGACACCCUAAAAA